Molecule: messenger RNA, 660 nt
Organism: Peromyscus maniculatus bairdii (prairie deer mouse)
Lineage: Eukaryota; Metazoa; Chordata; Mammalia; Rodentia; Cricetidae
Source: RefSeq, a predicted model, not a curated record
AUGCUGGGCCUGCUGUGCAUGACCCUCUUCUUUGUUGGGUGCACCACUGCUGGAAACCCAGCACCCCUGUCUGAGCAUGUGCCGGUGGGCAUCGUGGGGGGCCACAGCGCCCCCCAGGGGAAGUGGCCAUGGCAGGUCAGCCUGAGGAUCUACAGCUACUACUGGACCUCCUGGGUGCAUGUGUGUGGGGGCUCCCUCAUCCACCCACAGUGGGUGCUGACUGCUGCCCACUGCGUCCACCAGAGAGAUGCUGACCCUGCAUCCUUUCGGAUCCACGCUGGAGAUGUAUAUCUCUAUGGGGGCAAGGAGCUGCUGAGAGUGAGCCAGGUCAUCGUCCACCAGGACUAUGUCCAUGCUGGCCUGGGCUCAGACGUGGCUCUGCUCAGGCUGGAGAAACCCCUGGACUGCUCCGCUAACAUCAAGCCUGUCAUGCUGACCUCUGGGUCUCUUGAGCUCACCUCGAAGUACCCAUGCUGGGUGACUGGCUGGGGCAUGUACCACAUGUAUGCAUCGCUGCCCCCUCCCUACCGCCUGCAGCAGGUUCGGGUGAAGGUCGUGGACAACGCCCUCUGUGAGCAGCUGUGUCUACGAGGGCAAGGGGACAUCUUCAGCAUGACAAAAGACUUUAGCCAGUGCCAGUGGCACAAUGUGCUUGAGUGA